Messenger RNA from Lithohypha guttulata, 3165 nucleotides. RefSeq lists its product as uncharacterized. The record is from RefSeq and is a predicted model, not a curated record. Bases 1 to 3165 code for a protein of 1054 amino acids. Gene Ontology annotation, molecular function: zinc ion binding; DNA-binding transcription factor activity, RNA polymerase II-specific. Gene Ontology annotation, biological process: regulation of DNA-templated transcription. The transcript has 2 exons. NCBI's taxonomy places the organism in Eukaryota, Fungi, Ascomycota, Eurotiomycetes, Chaetothyriales, Trichomeriaceae.
AUGCCGCCAGCCGACGCACCACAGUUACACAACUACCAUCAUCCUACUCCACAGGGUACUCAGAUGCCACAAGCAUGGAAUCGAGCACCCUUACCUUACUACGAUCCGAGUGACCACAGACCGCCUCCUACCGACGCACCUCCACCUCACCAUCCUUCUUAUCCUCCUUUCCUAAAUUCUCAUCCUCCUCCUCCGCCGCCACCAAGUCAGACUCCGACAUACACACUUGAUCCCACCUAUAGCCGACAGAACAGCGCUUCUGACCCGCCAAGAUCACCUUUCAGUGUACCGCCCCCUCACUACCCUCAGGCUGUCAACGGUGCGCCUCCGCUGGACAACUAUUACUAUCGCCAGCACUACGGCAAUCGUCCCGCAUAUGCUCCUUCAGAAAGCCCUGUAAAUGCUCCGCAAUCCGCAGUGCACGUACGGACAACUAGUCAUGCGAUGAUGCCUGGUCAGCCCCAAGCUCAAGAGCCGGCGCCCGGCUAUCUGCCGGUACUUCAUUCUGCCGGACCACCUCCAACGCCCCAUGACUGGGGUCCUCCACCUGGCGGUCGGUAUCAGCAACAGAGGCGCAAAUCUGUGCGCGCCGCCCAAGCGUGCGAUUCGUGUAGACAGCGGAAAGCAAAGUGCGAUGAAGGGAGACCAGAAUGUACACAUUGCAGAGAGAACGGAUUGUGGUGCACGUAUCGAGAUGUGCCGCCCCAGAAAUCGGAGGGACAGAUGUUGCAGAUGAGUGAGAAAGUGGGUCAACUUAGUGACAGACUUGACAGCUACAUCAAGUCCGCCGAUGACAAAGUGAACAUUCUGCUCAACACCGUUCAGUCUCUGGUAGACAGGCGAACUGUAGAAACCAAAAGCCCAGGCAGCGUGCCAAUGUCGAAGACAGCAUCGCGACCGCACACGAAGGAAGAGGCAAGUUCUGACCAUUUAGUGCACUUCAGAGGCCAUGAAACGGUCAAUGCGGGCUUUAUUCAAAAUUCAAGGUUUGCUGUAGACCAGACACAUAGUACAGAGGGCUCGAGCCCAAAUGAGAAGAAGAAGAGAAAGCGUGUGAGUGCCUCGGCUCUUCUUGAAUGGCCUGCGAUAAGUGAGUUGGUACCCAAAGACAUACCUGCAUCCUACGUGCUGGAGGGCGAGGCAAAACGAGGUCUGCUGCGACUCUACGGUUGUGGUGAAGGAGAUGGCAAAGGUGAUGGCCACGAAGGCGCCGUGGCCAGUGCCGCUGCUAGUAGUUGUUCUGGUCGGGUGGAUGAAGAGGCCUCGACUUCGUCACCGAGCGGCGUGUGGGGCACAGGACCGCUGCCAUACGGAGAAGACAAUCAACGCGCAGUAUACGAUUGUCCGGGCGGAGUUACCGCGAACGGUGAGCUGCUGCUCGACAAGGAAGCCGUCGACACCUACGUGAAGAGCUACCUCGGUCGCAUGUACAUCCUGCACCCUUUCCUCGACAAGAAGGUCCUGCGAAAGAUGGUGAACGUGUUCAAAAAGAAGUAUAGCUGGGACGAUAACAAUAACGCAAACCCUUUGGCACAAAGUGUGGGUGUCGGCACAAAGCGAAAACGCGAAUCGAGCCAGUCGCCACAUUCAACCAGAGGCGACCUGCAUACAAUUCCUCAUCACAACAGUGUGCGGCAACGCGUACGCAGCAACCCACCGAUUGAGCACUCUGUCUCAAAUGCCAUCGUCCUGCUAGUGAUGGCGCUCGGCCAAAUUUGUGCCUACGACAAGCCACUCCCUGGACCGGCCAAAAGCUCGUCCAUUGCGCCCAAUGGGAAGACAACGGUGCAACAGCCACAAUUGGGAUAUAGCGACUUGCCUCCCCUUGGACGACCGCCUUCGUCUGCACCUCAGUCACCGUCUAUACCGCAUAUCAACGGGCUGUCAAUGGGGCUUGCUGGCUCGAGUCUCCGUGGCAAGAACAUCGGCGUCAUUCCAGGUCUGGCCUAUUUUGCUAAGGCUGCCGGCAUAUUGGGCGAACUGCCCGGUGGGGUCGAUGUAUCGCAUGUACAAGCUAAUCUGCUAGCAGGGUUGUACAUGGGCCAGCUUGCACGUGUUAUCCCCAGUCAUUGGUACAUUGCCAAUGCAUGCCGAGCCUGCAUGAUCUUGAUCGAGUCUUCGGAAUUCAAAGAGAAGAAAAUGUCACGCGAAAGGCGCAAUUUGAUCAAUUUUGCUUUCUGGAGUUGUUUGCAGCUGGAAAGCGACAUUCUCGCAGAAGUCGAUCUUCCCCCCAGCGGAAUUGUCGCGACAGAAGGUGCCAUGGCUUUUGAAAUCCCAGAUGAUUUCACAGUUGCGGACCCUGAGGCAGAGGGAUACGUGCCCGGCACCAAAGAUCCCACAGCCGACCACUAUUCGAACCAAAUUCAGCUUCGAAGAACUAUCAAUGAUGCGGUCAACCACAUUUACAAUUCUUCGCGGGAAUCAGAGAAGCCAUCGGAGGCGAUAAUAUCGACAAUCACAGAAAUUCUAGAGAGUUGGCGGGAGUUGACGAGAGAAAGGUUAGAUUGGGAUUGGGAAGAGGAUGAGUUCGAGAGUACCGAUAUCAACCUAGCCAGGAUGCGAGGCAAGUACUAUGGGGCGAAGUAUCUCAUCAACCGUCCAGCCUUACAGUAUGCUUUGAACCUGGCCGGUCCUGGAACCCCGAUGAGCCAAACCUCAGAGUCGCCGAUUGGCGGCGGUGCUCAGUCUGAACACACAUUUCCCCCAAUGAACUAUCAUGGCGAUCCUCCUUCAAGCCGAAAAGUUGGUGAAACACGCCCUCCUGCGCAAGCGGCUGAGCAGCCCUUAGAGCCAUGGAUCCUGGACGCCUGCACACAAUGCAUUGAUGCCGCCAUCAAGAGUACGACUGCCUUCGACAAGGUUCCGGGGCGCCUGGUGAUAACUAAUAUCCUAGGCACGGCUCACGCACAGUUUGGCAAUGUCCUCGUCCUUGCUGCGACAUUCAACUCGCCGGACCCACGACUGCGAUCGCUCGUGUCGGAAGAAAAGCUUCGCGAACUUCUGACACGCACUAUCGGGUUCUUGGACGACAAAGCGAGCGUCUCCCCAGCACUCGGCAAAGACGCCCAAAUCCUCCGCCAUGUACAAAACGAGCUGUUUCCCCGCAGAAAUGUCACUACAUUCUACCCGAGCAGCGCGAAUUCGAGCUUCUCAUGUCAUCGCUAA